Messenger RNA from Sturnus vulgaris (Common starling), 3222 nucleotides. The record is from RefSeq and is a predicted model, not a curated record. Lineage: Eukaryota; Metazoa; Chordata; Aves; Passeriformes; Sturnidae.
AUUGUGGUGUAUUGUGUAUUUUUUUGUUUCAGAUAGGUGGGAGGGAUUGAGGCUCAAGUCUGUAGCCUUUGUGCGUAGGCUCCCUGCUCAAUUGUACAGUUGGGUCCUGUGGCUGCUCCUGUUACAGACGCAGUGGUAAGGUGUCUGUCAGAGAGGAAUGUGUCCAUGUUAUGUUUCCAGUGUUUGUUUAUGGCCACUUCCAAUAACUAUCUCUAACAAGCAUUGAACUGUUGGAAGAACAUUGGCUUACAGUUUUCAAAUCUCUGCAAUUCUGAGUUAUACCUGAAUAAAGUUAGCGCAGCUUGGCGGCAACUUCAGUGCUUAAAACUUUACUAAACCAGAGGUGUGUUCCACUUGUGUUCAAGUGUGUUUAUAGGCAGCUCUUGGGCUUGUGACUUCCUGCAGUUAGAUUUGUGGGACUAAUGAGCACCUGUGCUAACACUUGACAGCAGACCUCUCUUUUCUCUGAAGCUGUCCUGCAAAAUGCCGUUUGUGAGGCUGAUGCUGGAAAGCAACAAGGUGGCCAGCUGAUAGAUUUCACAGGGUGCUUUCUCAGCGUCACUAUUCAUGUAAGAACUUGAGGUUACAAAAAUCAAUUAACCUUAAUGGUCUCUUUGGCUUUUGGUUCUAAUGUGGUGGUUUCAUCCUUCUAUCCUUCAUGCAAUCCAGAGGCACAUGUUGCUCACACUGAACUUCACCUUCCCUUCUAGGUUUCGUAUUUGUGAUUAAUUGGGCUAAAUCUCCAAAUUGGGAAUAUGCUUAGAAGUGUAAGUCUUAGCCUUAAUAUGAGUGCAAUGACUUAUCCCCAAAGAAACUAAUUUUCCUUAGAGUACUAUAUUUCCUUCUCCAAACAAGACUUACCUCCUUCCUGAGGAGUGAUGGGGAUGCUAUCUGGAAUGGCUUCAGGGGUGAUUGAGCCGAGGAAGUCCUUGCUUCUCUGAAGGCUACCACCUACGGCUGUAGAGAGGAGGAAUGCACUGGACACUUGUCUCCUGAAACCAGCAUUUGAAUCUUUACUGGGUGUUGACAAAAUAUACCCGUUCCUGUGCGCUAAUGAUUUUAUCAGAGUGGCAGAGUUCCAAGGGAGCAAUAAGUUUGAACUACCUUAUGGAAUAAAGAGAGCAGAGCAAUUUUUUCGUUUAGCCCUUUCAAGACUGCAGAACUGUGGCCUUUCCAGUGAAGAAGACAGCAUUGCCUGUCGACGGUGUGUUGUGGUUGGUAAUGGAGGAGUACUUCGAAAUAAGACAUUAGGGGAGAAAAUUGACUCAUAUGAUGUCAUAAUAAGAAUGAAUAAUGGCCCUGUGAUAGGGUAUGAAGAGGAUGUUGGGAGGAGGACGACUUUCCGCCUUUCUUACCCGGAAUCUAUCUUCUCAGAUCCCAUCCACUACGACCCUAAUACCACUGUUGUUCUCAUAGUCUUCAAACCACGGGACUUGAAGUGGCUUUGGGAGAUACUUGGUGGUCAGAAAAUAAGCGCAAAGGGCUUUUGGAAGAAACCGGCUCUGAAUAUGAUCUACAAAUCGAGUCAAAUCAGGAUUCUUGAUCCCAGCAUCACAAGGAAAACUGCUUAUGAGUGGCUUCAUUUCCCAACAAGGUUUCCUAAGAAAGAGAAACCCAAGCAUCCAACAACAGGGCUAAUUGCCAUUACACUGGCAUUUCACAUAUGCCAUGAAGUUCACCUGGCAGGCUUCAAGUACGACUUCACUGACAGAAAUAGUUCUUUGCACUACUAUGGCAAUGAAACCAUGUCUCAGAUGAUGCAGAAUGAGUACCACAACAUCACUGCUGAGCAGAAAUUUUUGAAGAAACUUAUAGACAAGAACUUUGUCGUCAAUUUGACAUGAAAGCUGAAUGAAAAAUACAAAGAAAGUCACUAUUUUCAAGAUUUGAAAAGUUUUUAUUUUUUGUAUGACAUUUUUAUUUUUUAAGUGCAGCAUAACUGUUUACUGAUUAAAGGAGCCCAGAAACUUCAUCAAGGCGAAAGCUUCUAAGCCUGAGGGUAAUGGACUAUUGCAAACAGAGUUAACUGCAUUUCUGUGAAGCUAUGUAAUAGUGGGAAAACCAUGAAACUUUCAACUGAAAGUAUCAGGGAUAUAUAAAAAUGUGAUGCACAUCACUUACGUAUCAGUGAGAGCUCUUUCCAAAUGAUUAAUGCUCUGGAAUACUUCUGUUUCUGAUGCUGUCCUCCAAAAGUGUUUCGCUGUCAAGAUACUGAGAUGACCAGUGUUCAGUCAGUAAGGUGGAUGUGAAGUCAUGACUAUCUGUCUUGUAUGAAAAUGGUUUUAAAACUAUGCAUCUAAAUCAUUACUGUGUGUUUUGGAGAAGGGUCAGCAUACAGACUGUACAGGUUUUGUUCUGCCAUACUCCUGAGGAGAGUAACCUUCAGCCAAGCAGCCACAGUUUCUGCACUGACCAUCAACUGAACUUCUGUGCCUUUGCCGAAGGUGAAGACCCAUUGUCCGAUUUGCGGAGAUGUUGGUGUUGACAGUGCUUGAGUUGUACCCAUUUUGUGGAAAAAUCAUACUCUCUGUCCUGUGCAUCCUGUAAAUUUUGCAGUUGCUGAGUUGACUUAAAAAAGAGGGAAUAUGAAGACUCAAGAGCUGUCCAAACUACCUGCGUGUCAGCCCCCAGACCACAACAGAGAGACAAACUCGGACAAAGAUGUUCAUGCCUGAGUUUAGAGUCAAUGUUUGUUGGAGUCCUAGUUCUCCAGGACAGGAUCUCAUGUAUUUUUCUGUUUGCUCCUCAAAAACAGUUGGAGUUUUCCAAACGAGGUCAGUCUCCUUCCUCAGAUGCUGUAACACAUCAAUACAAGCAAGGAAUACUCCCAUUUUUGCAGUAAAGUGCAAUAGGGAAUAUCCAGGAUGUACCUCAGCUGAAUUAUCAUUUGGCAUCUGUUUACCUCUUCUGUCUUGAUACUUAAGUUUGAGAUGUGUGCCUGAACUAAAUUAUUUAGUAGUGGGAAUUUACUCAAGAUUUUAAUUGAAACAUUUAAUGGGAUGUUUAUGUUUCCUGUAUUGGUUUGUCUCUGACAACCCUAUGAAUGAAGUAAAUCUGCAUGGGAAGGCACUUGACAAUUGUCAAAGAACAACAAUAUGCUGUUCCAGUUCUCUCACAGGACAUUUACGUAAAGUUAUUUAUUUUAAUUAUGGCAGAAUUUCUGGAAGGUUUUGUGGUUAUCUUUAUCAAUGACACCUGAAGAAAGCACAAUGAAAUCCACUU